UGUCUACUUGCGUUUAUUUACAACUGUAACAGUAUGUAUUAUGCAGGUUUUGUAUUAUGCUGUGUUGUAUAGGAUACUAAUACUCUAAAUAACUUUAACUCUUUAGUCGUAUCGGUGCAUAGGGCGUCAUAUGAGUGGAUAUAAUAACAGGAAUAGUAAAUGACAUCAACUAGUUCUAUACUUAAGUAAGUAGAAUGGAGAAUAUUGAUAAACCAGUCGGCAGGGUAUUUGAAGACAUAUGUACUAUGGCGGCCAAAGAAAUUGGUAUCGUUAAUUUAGGUCGGGGAUUCCCUGAUUUCAGUCCACCUCAGCAUGUAUUAGAUGCUUUGGUACAGGUCACCCAGAGUGGUAAUCCUCUACUUCAUCAGUACACCAGAAGUUUUGGUCAUGUUCGACUGGUACAAGCAUUGUGUAAGCUAUACUCUCCAUACUUUAAUCGGAAUUUGGAUCCGUAUCAAAAUAUCCUGAUUCCUGUAGGUGCUUAUGGCGCUUUGGUUUGUGCCAUCGACAGCACUGUUCAAAAAGGAGAUGAAGUAAUUGUCUUUGAACCAUUUUUUGACUCCUAUAAAAAAAUGAUAACUGUUAUUGGUGCAACCCCAGUCUUCAUACCAUUGACACCACAAACAACCGAAUCCUCACCAACUUCUCACAGCGAUGAUUGGACUUUUGAUGAAAAGUUUCUUUUGUCUAAAAUACGCCCGAAUACAAAGGCUAUAUUACUUAACUCUCCGAGUAAUCCGUUGGGAAAGGUUUUCAACCAAAGAGAGUUGGAAAUAAUUCGGGAUAUCUGCAUCGAGUUCGACCUUAUUUGUAUAUCCGACGAAGUUUAUGAAUGGAUGGUUUUUGAUUCUAAGAAGCACAUCAAAAUGGCAACCAUGGAGGGAAUGUGGGAGAGAACUUUAACGAUAGGAAGCGCGGGGAAAACUUUCAGUGCCACAGGGUGGAAAUUAGGCUGGGUAAUUGGACCAGAACCUUUGAUUAAAAAGUGUCAAGUUAUCUUUCAAAAAUGUUACUAUCGAUGCCCUACUCCGAUACAAGAAGCAGUUGCCAUAGCAAUUGAAACAGAAAUGACGCGAUUAGAAUCGGAAGAUUGCUAUCUAAAAAGUCUGGCGAGGGAUUUAGAAAAGAAACGAGACUAUCUUGCAUCUUUGUUAACGGAAAUUGGACUAAAGCCGAUUCUUCCAGGAGGGGGCUAUUUUAUGGUUGCUGAUAUCUUCGAUUUUCACAAACAAAUAAAGGAUAACGAACUGGAGAAACACAGCUCCAAGGACGAAGCCGACGAUGUUCGUUUUGUAAAGUGGGCCAUAAAAGAGAAAAAAAUUGGUGCUAUUCCAGUUUCUGUAUUUUAUUCUGAUGAAAACAAAAGUAGACAACACUUAAUACGUUUAUGUUUCGCAAAGAAACUUAGCACUUUAGAAGACGCUGGGACUAUUCUUAAACAGUGGUAAACUCUGUUGCAUAAAUAUAGCCUACCAUUUUAAAGCACGGUACAGUAAUCUUCUUUGAGCGGCAUUGAGCGGUACAGUAAUAAAGAGAAUU
Patella vulgata (common limpet) is the source of this 1539-nucleotide messenger RNA. Its product is annotated as kynurenine--oxoglutarate transaminase 3. The coding region runs from base 195 to 1448 and encodes 417 amino acids. Gene Ontology annotation, biological process: biosynthetic process. Gene Ontology annotation, cellular component: mitochondrion; cytoplasm. Gene Ontology annotation, molecular function: L-kynurenine:2-oxoglutarate transaminase activity; pyridoxal phosphate binding. Lineage: Eukaryota; Metazoa; Mollusca; Gastropoda; Patellidae. The transcript has a single exon. The record is from RefSeq and is a predicted model, not a curated record.